Messenger RNA from Malassezia japonica, 234 nucleotides. RefSeq lists its product as uncharacterized. Lineage: Eukaryota; Fungi; Basidiomycota; Malasseziomycetes; Malasseziales; Malasseziaceae. The transcript is spliced from 3 exons. The coding region runs from base 1 to 234 and encodes 77 amino acids. Gene Ontology annotation, biological process: mitochondrial electron transport, cytochrome c to oxygen. The record is from RefSeq and is a predicted model, not a curated record.
AUGUCCGUUUUCCUGGCUGCCUCGCGUUCGUCGCUGCGUGCUGCGCGCAUGCCCACCUCGGCUAUGCAGAUUGCGCGCCGUAAUGUGCACAUUGAGAACACCUCGGAGACUUCUCUUCCCUUCCCCCAGGGCCGCAAGCACACGACGGGCCUCGCCGUCGGUGUGACCACCUUCUUCGGCCUCGGCUUCGGUCUCCCCCUCGCUGUUGUGUACUACCAGCUUAACAAGCAGUAA